GUAAACAGGGGUGCAUGGUGGAUCACAAAAAUAAACAGCUGUUUGAUUUGAAUAGCGGAAGUCAAUGGCAGAGCCAUGCCACGCCACAGACUGUCUGUGAAGAUGCGAGUGCACAAACUAUGUAAACAGUGAGACAGAACUGUCUCGAGAAAGCCGCACUUUUCACAUCCGGAUUGUCCAUGAUGGCGUGCCCGAUGCAGUUCAUCCUCAAGGCGUUGCGCACGGUUGGCCUUGUGCUUUUCUAUUAUGUGUUUUCCAUUGGGAUAACGUUCUACAACAAAUGGCUGAUGAGGGACUUCCAUUUUCCUUUGUUCAUGACCCUGGUCCACCUCAUCAUAAUAUUCUGUUUCUCUACGCUGAUACGCUGUGCCAUGCAGUGCUGGAGCGGAAAGCUUCGAGUAACCCUAUCCUGGAAAGUUUACCUCUCAAAAGUGGCUCCAACAGCACUGGCAUCAGCGCUGGAUAUUGGACUAUCCAACUGGAGCUUCCUUUUCAUCACAAUCAGUUUGUACACCAUGACCAAGUCGUCAGCUGUACUGUUCAUUCUCUUUUUCUCCCUUGUCUUCAAACUAGAGGAGCCGAAUCCAUUCCUGAUCCCGGUGGUGUUACUGAUAGCCAGCGGUCUGUUCAUGUUCACACUGAAGUCCACCCAGUUUAAUCUGGAGGGUUUCCUAAUGGUCGUGUUGGCCUCUUUCAUUGGUGGGAUCCGCUGGACUCUGACCCAGAUCCUCAUGCAGAAAGCUGAACUUGGCCUCCAGAACCCCAUUGACACCAUGUAUCACCUGCAGCCGCUCAUGUUCAUUGGCCUCUUUCCUCUGUUCCUGUUCAAUGAGGGGCUCAGUGUGAGCACCACAGAGAAACUCUUCCGGGUCACUGAACUUUCUCACCUGCUCUACAGUCUGCUGACACUGUCUGUGGGUGGGAUGCUGGCCUUUGGGCUGGGUUUCUCUGAGUUCCUGCUUGUGUCCCGCACCUCCAGCCUCACACUUUCCAUUGCAGGCAUUUUUAAGGAAAUCUGCACUCUGCUGCUGGCGGUUGAGUUCAUGGGAGAUAAAAUGAGCAUGGUAAACUGGAUUGGCUUUACUGUCUGUCUGUCUGGGAUAUCACUGCAUAUUGGCCUCAAAACGUACACUAAUAAAGGAACUAACUCGAUGGUAAGACAGCUACCAGGAAGAGACAACCCAGACAUUGAGCUUCCACUUCUGCAGACUAAAGAGGACUAUAAUGAAGAGACAAAUGAUGAGGAGGAACAUGAGAUUCUUUAUUAGACUUAAAUAUAUGAAGUCCUAUCCCUACAGUAAAGAGGACUGAAUAGAGCCAUGAAUUAUUCUCUUUGAGGGAGUACUUGUUGGUCACAUUGACCACAGAUAAAAAAUAGGCCUCAUCUAUGAGAUGGAUGAACAUAGGAUCUAAUCAACAGACUAUAUAGAUAUAGCUUGACUCGUUUGAGAGAAAUUCUUCACUCUUUGGUAGGAUUACUCUAAAUAUGUGAGUGGGUACAACUCCACAGUCUCAGCACUGGACCAAUACCCAAGUGACCUUUGAAAUUUCUGUUUACUUGAUAAUUUAUAUUUCAGUUUUUGAGAAAUAAUUAUUUAAUUAAAAACCAUACAAUGGGACAUGGUUACUUGUGUUUUUAAUAAAAUGAUUGAAAUUA
Triplophysa dalaica is the source of this 1657-nucleotide messenger RNA. RefSeq names its product solute carrier family 35 member C2 (gene slc35h1). Gene Ontology annotation, molecular function: antiporter activity. Bases 180 to 1268 code for a protein of 362 amino acids. Gene Ontology annotation, biological process: UDP-glucose transmembrane transport. Gene Ontology annotation, cellular component: Golgi apparatus; cis-Golgi network; endoplasmic reticulum-Golgi intermediate compartment. Lineage: Eukaryota; Metazoa; Chordata; Actinopteri; Cypriniformes; Nemacheilidae. The record is from RefSeq and is a predicted model, not a curated record. The transcript has 10 exons.